Messenger RNA from Brenthis ino (lesser marbled fritillary), 1500 nucleotides. NCBI's taxonomy places the organism in Eukaryota, Metazoa, Arthropoda, Insecta, Lepidoptera, Nymphalidae. The record is from the annotation of a GenBank genome assembly.
AUGGCUACAAGUAUGUUUAAGUUAUCCUCCGCGCUAAUAAAUUCAACUAAGAAUUAUCGAUGCGUCGUAGGACUUAUUAACAAAAGUAAUAUCUCCACAACAAAUGUUACGAAGCGGAAAGAACGUGAUACUUUCGGUGAACUCGAUGUACCAGACGACAAGUUGUAUGGUGCACAGACCGUACGGUCUGUUAUGAAUUUCCCCAUCGGAGGCAUUGAAGAGCGGAUGCCGUAUCCAGUUAUCGUUGCUUUUGGUAUUCUGAAGAAGGCGGCUGCUAAAGUCAACAUUGAGUUUGGCUUGGAUAAAAGACUAGCCGAUGCCAUUAUGCAGGCGUGCGAUGACGUCAUCUCCGGUAAGUUGUACCGCGAAGGUCACUUCCCUCUGGUCAUCUGGCAGACUGGUUCCGGUACACAGUCUAACAUGAACACUAAUGAGGUAAUCGCAAACCGAGCGAUCCAAAUCUUGGGAGGUAAGCUCGGCAGCAAAGAUCCCGUACAUCCCAACGAUCACGUGAACAAAUCCCAAAGCUCCAACGACACAUAUCCCACGGCGAUGCACAUCGCCGUAGCUAUGGAACUCCGGGAUAGACUGAUGCCGGGAUUGGUGGCGCUCCGGGAUACGCUGGACAAGAAGUCCAAGGAUUUCGACAAGAUCAUCAAGAUUGGCAGGACCCACCUGAUGGACGCAGUCCCGCUGACCCUGGGCCAGGAGUUCAGCGGGUACGCCGCCCAGCUCACGUACGGCAUCGAGCGCGUGUGCGCCACGCUGCCGCGCCUGCACUACCUGGCGCUGGGCGGCACGGCCGUCGGCACAGGCCUCAACACGCGCAAGGGUUUCGCUGAGAAAUGUGCCAAGGAGAUUGGUGCUCUCACCGGUAUACCGUUCGAGACCGCGCCAAACAAGUUCGAGGCGCUCGCGUGUCACGACGCCAUGGUAGAAGUUUCUGGGGCUCUGAACACCAUCGCUGUGUCUCUGAUGAAAAUCGCUAAUGAUAUCAGGUUACUGGCGUCAGGACCGCGAUGUGGUUUGGCUGAAUUGUUGCUGCCGGAGAAUGAACCUGGGUCCUCCAUCAUGCCUGGCAAAGUGAACCCAACACAGUGCGAGGCACUCACUAUGAUAGCGGCUCAGGUGCUGGGCAACCACGUGGCGUGCUCCAUCGGGGGUAGCAACGGACACUUCGAGCUGAACGUGUUCAAACCCAUGAUCGUGGCCAACGUUCUCAGGUCCAUACGGCUUAUUGGUGACGGGUGCCAAGCUUUCAACAAGAACUGUGCGGUUGGCAUCCAGGCCAACACCAACCAGAUCAACAAGAUAAUGCGAGAGUCCCUCAUGCUGGUCACCGCCCUCAAUCCCCAUAUUGGAUACGAUAAGGCCGCCCAAAUAGCCAAAACAGCCCACAAAGAAGGAGGUACUCUCAAGGACACAGCUAUCAAACUAGGCAUCCUCACAGCGGAGCAGUUCGACCAGUGGGUCAAACCUGAAGAAAUGCUCGGACCUAAG